CGGCACAUCACGGUGCGGCGGCAGCGGCGGCCGCGAUGGCGAUACCGAACGCUGCUGGCCAGCUCGAGGGUGCCCUGGCGGCGCCCAAGUACGGCACGCUCAUUCCGAACCGGGUCUUCGUUGGCGGUAUCAGUGGUGACACGACGGAAGCGGAACUGUGCCGGUUAUUCUCGUCGUACGGUAACGUCAAGUCCACGAAAAUCAUCGUCGACCGGGCGGGCGUCAGCAAAGGCUACGGCUUCGUGACGUUCGAAACGGAACACGAAGCGCAAAGACUGCAGAGCGAUGUAAGUAUGAAGGGAGACUGCAUCGUGCUGAGGGAUCGCAAGCUGAACAUUGCCCCAGCGAUCAAGAAACAAACAAUCUGUGCAACGAACGGUGCCGUGUACUACGCAGCCACGCCCCCCACGCCGACCAUCAACAACAUCCCAAUCGAGCAGUUUGCGACAGUCUAUCCGCCAGGUGUGCCAACAAUCUAUCCGCCAACGAUGCCGUAUCAGCCGUUCUACCAGUACUACAGUGUGCCAAUGAAUGUUCCAACCCUUUGGCCCCAGAACUAUCAAGGUAUGUAAAUCUGGCCUUAGAAAAAAAAACAAUCGCCAUGCCAGAUUUGUAUGUUUCGGAAGUUCGUGGACGACCUUGCAGAGCGAGAGAGAGAGGAAGUGAGCGCGCGCGCCUGUACAGCAAAACAUCCCGAGAGACCCCCCCUCCUCCGCGUUAGGUGGAUAGAUAUUAAAAUUAGAAAACUAAUCGAGCAGAAGCAACCCAGCAGCAGCAACAGCAGCAGAGAUCGUGAAGCGACUGAAGAAACGGCCAAACUCAACGAAUCAGCACGGCAGCAGUUAUUAGUUUUGUUGCCUCUCUUCGCUUACAUUUUAUUUCAUUUAAAAUUAGCAGUUUCAUGUCGCGCCCGCUAGAAGCGGUUAGAGUAAUUUCGAUGUAGGAUAUUAGGUAGAACGGGAUUCUUUGCGUUGAGGUGUGUUCUUCCUUGGUUGCGGCACUCUGCCCCACCCCUCUCAAGACGACUUGCCUUAUUCUCCCCCAAAACGAUAAUGUACACACAAUUCUAAUCUUCUGUUUCAACACGACGAUCAAUCAAGACAACAAGACUAGCCUUUGCGCAACCAACCAACCAAUCCGCUCGCUCAGUUUAAUUGUGCUCGCUGUUUUAGUUAAUUUAAAUGCAAAUGUCGGCAUUAUAGGGAUUUUAAGUUCGCCCAAACGACGUAGCAAACUCCUUCGCGAAAAGAGUUUGAGGAUGCGAAAUCAUUUCGGAGGCUGCAUUAUUCAUGAACGCCUAGUACAGUUCUGGCACAGCAGCAGCGUCACAGAAAUAAAAAAAGGAUACAGUCUGGUACUGUUUGGAGUGUGGUUGAAGGUAAUUGAAAAAUUAACUGGACAUUAAUAAAAUAUCUAGACAACGAAACUUGUCUUUUGCUACCAAGUUCCACCCCUUCCAAAGCUUCGUAUCAAAUAUCUAUUGACUUUAAUUGUCAACAGUGUUGACUCAACACCCUAAACUGGGCAACACUCGUUCGAGAGAAUUAUGACCUCAAGCCAAGAGGAACCAUUUACGGACACAGAGGCCACAGCUCGAAACGAACGAGAGAAUUACGCUCUCGAGUUCAUUUCCAAGCAAAAGUUCAUCCGUCAAAACAAAAUAAAAAACAAAAAGUCAUGUAUGCGGGAAUCGAACCAAGGACUUUCGUCAGACUGAUUCAAUGACUUUACUGCCUCGGCCACCACCGCUUGGUGACUCAAAUAUGAUCAGAAGUCGAUGUAUUACGCUUGUUGAAGAUUUUCUGUUUCAAUCAAUGCUUGAAUGAACUGUCACUGAAUGGAACUGCCGCCCAAACGAGGCAACGUGCUCUUUCUCUUUCUCUCGUUUUUCGACUCUCUCUCUUCCUUGUGUUUGCUGCGUGGUGACAAAAGUAAUUUGAAUGCGAUCAUGGGAUCUUGAUGGAAUGUCAAACGUCGCGCUCAUUCGUUUGUGUGUGAAACGAACGAAAUCAAAAUGUCAAAUUCAGGUUGUCAUGGUGAAGACGAUUGGAGUGUGUUCUGUCAUCAACACAAAAACAGUCGAAAUUUCGUUGGCACUGGUUUCAUUUGACAAAUGAACACAGUUGUUUUGAUGGUGUGAGUUGUGAGUUAUUCUCUCGAGUUUAGCAUUGAGCUUUCAAUAAAUUUUGUUGAGACUAUUCCCUCGACUCUGAAUUGAAAGAUGAAUACCAACUCAGUGCCGAACAAAUUCUCAGAGCCGUUGGCCUGUAACGGAGUAGUUAGUGAAUAUCUCUGGAGUUUUUUUUUAAAAGGUCCAAUAAACCAAAUUUUCAGUUUCAAAAACCCCCAAAACGCAAAAACUGGAAAUUUGGUUUAUUGGACCUUUUUAAAAAAAAAACUCCAGAUUUCUUCAAAGUUUUCCCAUAAACUGCAGGAGUUCCCGAUCCAAGGGACAUUCUAUUUCUCUCACUGAGCGUGAACAGUACUUUAAACAUACUCACACUAACAUUUGAAUAUAAAUUUAUUUAGAGAAAAAAAAAUCCAAUAAAUGAGAGAUCCGUUAGAUUGACAACAGUGAGGAAUGCAAAACCGUAAAGUAUAAUAGGCGGAUCCAAGCGUGGCACAAAAGUUAGACAAUUUGUGUAAUUUGCGCUGUAUUAGUUAUUGAGGGAAAUGCAUAGAAGCACACAAAAAAUCGACAGAAUAGACCGAAUAGACUUGAAUUCAUGUUAGCGAUUCCGAAUUUGCUAUUUAUAACAACUGACAGCUAUCAAAAGCCUGAAACCACGUGCUCGGAAAUCUUCGCACAAUGGCGUUGAAAUGUCAACAUUAAUUUGACAACUAGCUUUGGUUUGACGUUCACUAAACAAAUGUUUUGAAUGGCGCGUAAUUUUGUUUCAGUGUAUGUUUUUUUCAGAAAGCUAGUUUCCUACAAGUUUGUCUAUGACCGCUUUUUGAAACGAUGAAAGGAGAUACCGUCAUCUGGGGCGAAUCGGGACUACAGUCUGAAUAUGAAUGUACAAAUUUUGUUGGUCUGAGUCGACUCUAAUCGAAAACAACCAGAAAAAUCAAAAUAUUGUGUUCCUACAUGGUUAAAUCUGCUGUCCCAAUUCGCCCCAGUUAACGGUACAGCAUUUUAAAAUAUCGUCUACCCUUCCUUAAUGUUACUUUCGAAUGCAAAUUAGUCCAUAUACACAACAAUGACUUAAAUGAGCCUAAGAUAACACUUCUUCAAAUUUUUAUUGAUAUCUGAGAAGGUCGAUUAAGAAAGAAUCUAAAAAUGCGCUGUUUAAACUAAAAUUGCUCUGAAAGUAAUUUCAAGCAAAGCAAUUUAAAUGAGCCAAUGUGGAUUUGUAAAAAAGUAAAUGAUCAGUAAAUGUUUUUUAAAGGUCCAAUAAAAAAAAAUGUUUUUGCUUUUUAGGUGUUUUUUAAUACCAAAAACACUCAAAAGGCAAAAACUGAAAAUUUGGUUUUUUGGACCUUUUGAAAAACUCCAAAAAUCUUCAUUGGCCCAUUAAUAUUGUUUUACUUGAACUUUUUCAAAACAACCACACUUCAAAUUGAUUCCAAGCAAAGUAGCCUGUAAUUCUAAAACAACGAUUAAAACAAGACCAGACAUUCAAGUCCAUCCUCCGCCUCAAUCUAGAUUGUUGUGCAAAGAUGCGAUGCAAAGCACUAAAAAUAGCCAUUUGGCACACGAUACACAGACUCACCCACGUUGGAGCAGCAAAUGAGCAAACAAUUAAACGGGAGCGCCCCUGGCGGCCGACGACUGAUGUGGACGCGAGAGACUGAAACAACAAAAAAAAAUCUUAGAUUUUCGCCAAGCGGAAGCAAAUUCGAAAUAAAAGAACAUCCCGCGUUCCCUUUUUUUGUUUUCUGUUCUACUAUUCUUUUAUUUUAUUAGGAUGUCAUGUGUAACGUUGAGCCAUUUUGGCGGGCCUGCUGCUGACAGGGAAGAUAGAAAGACAACUCUCCGGAUGUUCAAACGGGGCGGAAACAUCACAACAACAAACGAAACCGAGAGGAGAGAGGCACCUUCUCUCGCGUGCGCAAAACAAAAAAAAAUGUUGACUCUUUUUACUUUUUAAAGUAAAGAACGCAACCAUUGUUGAAGGAUAUUAUCAUUAUUAUGAUUAUAUUAACUUAUUAUAAACUAGAAGAAGAAUAAAAUCGGUCAUGAAUACAACCGCUAGCGUAAACAAAAAAUCCUAGGUGUAAGUGAGAAGGACGGAGACAAAGCUAGCAAACAGUCACUCUUGAGCGGAAUCCCUUGGGAGACCCCGCUACGGUAUAUGAGUAAGAAAUACGCAAAUAUUUAUAAUGCAAACACAAACAAAAAAAAACAAGCAAAAAUCUAUAUACUUAUACAUAGAAUAUAUAUACAAGCGUACACAGAGUAGUAGUGCAGGAGAACACAAAAUCCAUAUGAGAACAGAGAAAUCAUCACGAAGUAAAAAAACACUAGUAAGGGCAUAAUUGCUAACACUCACUCACACACACUUGCUAGAUAAAACGAAGAAGAGGAAUAAUACACAAAACACACCCACAAACAUCACACACUGUCUUCAUUUUCCGUGGACUUUGACGUUUUAAACAAAAAGACAACAACUCUGUAAAGUAAGCGAAAGAAGGAAAUACUCUGCUGCUGUAACUACUCACUCGAAAUGGAAGCUUAAAGUGGUUGGUCGAAAACUUUAGUGGAAAGCGAGGGGAACGUCACUUGGAGAGUUUUUUUUAAUCAAUUUUUUAAACUCAGAUUCACAAAAAAGUUAGAUUGAUUUUUGUAUUGCUAAUAGCAAUCGAAACAAGGGCGUCUAUUCGCUAAUCUUCAAAUGACGUGAGCAGGAUGUUUUUUUUGUGUACACUUCGUUUUCAGCCCAUUAACAUUGUUUUGCUCGAUUUUUGUGAGUUUUAUUUGGGUGAAUUUUGGUUUACACACAUUGAAUGUCUGUCAAAAGUGAAGGCACAUUCGAGCAUCUGACGUUUUGCCAACUAAUGUGUUGGUGAGAUCAAAAUUCUUCUCUAAAUCGAACAAAAUGGAUUUGCUAAUUCGAAUUUAACAUUAUUCGAACUAGCGGAUCCAAAUUCGCUAAUUGGAACGACUGACAGCUGUCAAAAGCUUGAAACUAAGUGCUCUAAAAUCUUCGAUCAAUGUGUUUGAAAUAUCAACAUCAGUUUCAAUACUGGUGUUGACGUAUGAAUACGUUUGAAUUAGUGAACAUUCGGGUAAGUGAACAGUUAGCUCUGUAAAAAAACUAUUAUUCUACAGAUUUAUAAUUUUUGAAAAAGAAAGAGAUGGAGAGAGAGAGUAGCUGCAAGUUCUGUUGUGAAAUUCUCUAGCAGUGAGUUCUAGAUUAAAUUCUUAUGAUGAAGUUCAUCCCAUCAACGAUUGUUGACAAAGAUCAAUUUAAAAUUUAGAGAAGACAUCAUUUGAAAUUGUGCUGGUGUAAUUACACUAUUAAGCCUUCAUAGAUUUUAUUGAGCAAAACCUAUCUGAAUUUGUCAAAACAAAAUGAUAUUAUGUGCAAUCAAUCCUGAGUGAGAUAAACCGCUCACUUUAGCGUGCUUUGGCUGUCAAAGAAGGAAACGAAAGCACCUGUGUUUUUCGAUCCAAACGAAUCAUCGGUUAUCCAUCUGUUGACGACGGUGUAAUUCGUCAUGAUUGAUUGCUGAGCUCGGCGAACGUGCCUCGGCCGUUCGACAAUGUUUUCCGCAAAUUCUUUUGCAAGCAGUGAAAUGUGAGUUAAUGGAUUAGGAUUCGAAUUUCAACAUUUUUUAAACAAACUGAACAUCAGAAAACUGUGUUAAUCGAAGAACCAAAUGUAAACAAACAGUUCAAAGAGCGGAUCAAUCCGUCAAAAGUCAACCACGUGUGCGAAAAUUGUCGAGUUCAUUCUUCCUGUAUUCCUUCAGUUUCUUGAAUCGCAUACUUCGAUACCCUUCUUAUCUCGAUAUCCUUUCUAGCUCAAUAAAUCCCUCCCUCGAUGGUCUCGUGGAUUUCAUUUGCUUUAGCAAUAUUUUCUUUUUCUCGUGGCUUGCAUAGACAUUUCUCUUUGCAAAACAAAGCUUUGAAGAGAGUUUGCAAAACGGAGCUUUGAAGAGGGGCACGUUCUGUAAACUGAUGCUUCCCUUGCUCGAUGGCUUGAAGAUUGACAACCAGAGGAGUUGACUGUAGUACCAGAAUGAUGACGUUCGCCAACACUUCCAUCGUUUUCGAGCGUAGUAGUGCAGCGCGUACUCAAAAUAGCAAUCGUAGAAGAAGAACAAAGUUGACUAGUAACGAUGAUUAUUCUUUAGUUUCGGCUUUUUUCGAUGUCACCUCGGGUGCUGCCCCGAUGAAGAGGAAAAGUUAAAACGUUGUUGAAUCCAUGUAAAAUAAGUCUCACUACAAACACAACAACAAAAUUGUUAAGGUGAAAGAGGCAGCCGCGAGAGAUUGGCGAUAACUUGUCAGACGCAGUUCCUUUAAUUUGCCAUUUAGAUAUUUUUGGUUGUUGACUUUUUUUGUUGUUAUUCGUGCUUAUAACUUUUUUUUCUUAAUUUGUUUUUUUUUCUCUUGUUGAAAACGUAGAAUCUUGUGCAGAUGAUAGCAACAGCAGCGACAGCGAAGGCUCCUUCCUCACACAAAUAUUUUAGUCAGUCAGGAGGGAGCCAAGCUUAAGAGUAGCUAUUAAGUUUUGGCCGAAAGAACGAACACACAUUGUUAAAUAGUUGUAGCCACUAGGAGGCCUAUAACUGAAAGUGAGCAUCACACUUUUCUUUCGUAUUGUUAGUCCUCCAACUAUUUUUUUUUUGUUAAACUGAUUUCCGAAGGUUUCGGCGCCAUGUUUUUUGUUUGUUCCCCCCCAGAUGGUGUUUGUGUGAGCCAGUAUUUUUAGUUGAACUGGACCUCACACAUACAUGCACACCUGGCUAGACUCGGUUAAGUAGAACAAUGACACACUCAUGAGCGGCAACAUUUGAAUGAAGAGCGUGUGUGAAAGAAAAAAAACUGCAAAAUGUUGCUCAAUUUAUCCUCAUUCAUUUAUUCCAAGGACAAAAAUCGGAAUGACAAACCUGUAAAAUACUUGCAAAUAAUACUAGCCCGUACAAGUGACUCGAAAGUCAUCGUGGAACACAGUAAAAGUCCACGCAAAAAUGAUCUAAUAAAACAAUAAUUUAUGUAGCUUAAUAACUAAACUAAAUACACGUACACACUCAUAUAUAAUAUAUAACAAAGAAAAAAAACAAAAGGUACUUAUUAACACAAAAAAGUGAUCGUGCAAAAGAUGAAAAAUUAAGAUAUAACAAGCGAAUCGUGAAAACUUAAGGUAAAAGUAGAAACAAAAACAAUACACAACCGACACUAACACAUGAACAUUCAAAGCGCACCACGACAUGACGACUCACCAACACAACCACACUACGUAGACGUGCACGCAUUUUAAAAACAGAAGCAUAAAAAAAAAUCGAAGGUUUCAAUACAAGCAUGAAGCACAGAGCAGUCUUGCAGCAGCAGUUUAAGCAAAAACAAAAACAAACAGAGAUCAAGUCGAAAUGUUUUGAUAUGAAAUUUAUUGUUAUUGUUAUCGAUGAAGAUUACACCUCCCUCAGAAGAAAAAAAAGAAAACAAAUUGAAAACAAAACGAAACGAAGACACAAGAUUAUUAAAAGUGAAAAAAUUAGAAGAAGAAAAAAACUUGUUAUCAAUAACAGUGAAUGUAUAAUUGGCCACACCAAAACACCCUUCCGUUACCUCCCCUACAAAUGUCUGUCGAAGCGACGAACUCACACACAAAAAUAAACAAACACACACACAAACAAAAACAAAACACAGAAAAAAAAUCAAAUGGUGCACGAUCCGCUCUCAGUACUACGCGCGUAGAUCGGAUCAGUUUUGUUCUGUCACUGUUUCGAGUGAUUCUUGUGAUAUUCUAUUACCGUUAUUGCCAAAACAACGAGGAUUCCCCCUCCGGUCCCCCCCCCCUUAAAACUUUCCUAUCUUUCUCUCUAUUGUUGUGCUUUUAUCCGUUGUUGUGCUUCUCUGAGAAUCGAAAUCGCAAAAAAAAAACGCUGAGCAAAUAGGGGGGGGCGUGGCUCGUCGACGAGAAGUACUAGAUUGGUCACGCCCCCUCGCUUCGCAGCGAUUUGCUCUCCAUUCUAAAUCGAAACAUCGAAACAAAAAAAAUGCAUUAGAAUCAUGCAUGGCUCACUUUUUGGCAUUUCACGCAAGGUAGAGUGGCGAAAGAUUCGGUGAUAAUACUCGUAGAUUUUAGCUCUCGGGAGAGAGCGUAGAGAGCAGCGCGCAAAAGUAAACCCAAAACGAACUCUCUAAUACAUGCACGUGGACAGCUGAAAGGAAAUCAAAACGAGUACUUAAAUAUCUCUUACUCCUAGUAGAGCAAACAUUGAAACACAACAGUAAAAAUAACAAAUGCAACCAAAUAGUGAAAUAUUUAACAAAAGCUAAAAUUUUAAUGACGAUUCCCAACACAAACGAACACAGCAUGAAACCAUAGAGGUUCCAUUACGGAACGGAAACAUUGUUAUCGAAUGCUGCUUAAUUUGAGAGACCGUAUCGACUUCUACACAAACACACUGACACGACACGACACGUUCACACUUACACAAACUUGGUAGUGCUUUAAUAAGGAAAACAACUAAAACACACACACACAGAUGGACAAAUGAAACGAUUCGCUCCUUCACUCACACACUCUGCUAUCUGUCGGCGACGCUCGCUCGUAGAAUUACUCUCACAAAAAUACAAACACACAAACAAACCUACUCACACAAUUGAACGCAAACAGAGUCUCGCAGAAGAAAGCAAAGGUGAAAUUCUUUUAACUCUCUGAGCAACUCUGCGUGUGUAGGCGCGUUAAGGUUGGCAAGCGGACACAGAGAAUGGGCGGAGAAUCUCUUUUAACAAAAAAAAAAUGUAGUACUAUUGGUAAACAAAUAAACAUACAAUGACGGAGGAAGAUUAAAAACGGAAAAUCCUAGCGUAAUGAAUGAAGUAAAAAAAUAUUAUCUCUAUUGAGAUAUAAAUUUAUGUAUUUAAACGAAGGAGGAGUAACAAUUGCGAAUAUAAGCAGAAAAACAUGUAGUGACAUAACUGACGAAAUGAGAAUGUAAUUUAUUUAUACAUAACACGUAAGCAAUAAAAAUAUAUAUAAAAGAGUAAGUGAGCAAACAAAAAGUAAGGAUAAAAAGAAUAAACAUAAACUAAACAUGUAUGAUCAUUAUAUACACUAUACAAGAGAACAGAAGAAAAAAAAUAAGAACCUAUUGACAUUUAUCCCAUUAUUUAGAACAAAAAGAAGAUUGAGCCAAAAAUCUGGCCUGAAAAUAAAAAAAAAUAUUAAAUGUAGUGAAAAUGGAAAGGAAACAUAAAUAGGAAUGAUAUUUUUAACGGAAGAACAAAGCAAGCGCUGACACACGCGCGUACAUAGGUAGCACGAGAGGAGACGCAGGACAUGCAUAAACCUAUGACAACUAGAUUGGAUAUUAAUUUAUACAUAGACAAUUAUAAGACAAAAGGCAAACAAAUGAAAUAUAUACACACAUUGUCACGUAUAAAAAUAAAGAAGAAAAAAUCAGAAAGAAAAGGAAAAUAAUAAAUUCUACUAAAACAAGUCGGUGAUAUUUUUAGAAUAUAUUAAUCAAGUAAGAAAAUUAUACAUUUACAUUGAAACGAAAACGUUUGGUUUUUUACCGUAAAAGCAAAGCGUGAACGCAAUGAAAUCUCGACAACAGCAAACAUUCAAACCGAAACAGGAGGAAAACAGCACUGGCAAAGAACGAUCGUUGAGUGUGUACUCGGAACAAUUUGCUAGCGAUUUUUAUUUACUAACGAACUUUGCCUAUUCUACUCCUUGAUUCUAGUACCGCAGUAGUACUAGUUGCUGAUGUCCCAAGAAACGCCUCCAAAUCCGAAGCUCGCCCAAAGACAGAGUAAAAACAAACAAAAAAAUAACUUGUUGUAAUAUCGAAUGUCUUCCAAAAAAACCUUCGUAUAUCGAUUCGUUGUUCAACAUUGGUUUUGUAGUGUUAUUGUUUUUUGGAAAUUUGCCACGCUGAGAGGACGGCAAAAAAACGAGCGAACGCGUGGCCAAAUUGUUUUGGUUGUCAAAAGUGCAGUACUAGAUCGUGGAAAGGUGGUAGUGUUCUGUUGUUUUUACCGAGUUACGUCAACGAGAGAUGUUUGGGGGCGUUUCUUUGCGAUAUUUACUAUUUUUUGAAACUUUUCUUUUCUAGCGGUUCUAGAAUACAAGGAAGGCACGGAGCUCUUUUUGUUUAAAUUUGUGUUUUCCCGAAUAGAACAGCGAAAAUCAACUUAUGCUAGAUAAAAGAGGAAUGUUUCAGGCGCGAUUUAGAAACCUAAAUUUUUCCCAACUUUUCUUAGGGUGCCGAAACCUUUGCCUGUAACAAAAAAAAAAUCAAUCGAAAAAACGAAUCCCAAUUCCAAGCCAGCAAACAUUCCUCUCCUAUUGAUGCGGACAAUAAUUGAAUGAAGUGAAAAAAAAGCAAACGAAAUUUUGCCAUGCAAAAGCACGAUAAAAUCACAUUUUUAGAUGAGCAUUUUUGAAAGGCGCGAAAACCGAAAGAACGAACGGCGCUAAUUUUCUUUCGCGAAGCUCCAGCGAAUUUCAGCAGUUUUUUGACACGGAAAAAAUAUCGCAAAGUUAAAACAAAACAUCGUUAUUUGAUCUUUUAGAAGCGUUUCGAGUGAAUUAAAAAAAAAAACAAACAGCGGAAAGGUUUACCGAGUGAACGAGCAAGACUACACGUAUUGGAAAUGGUUUUUAUUACAAGACUUAAUUUUUGAGGGUAGCGAAAGUGUGCGUUAAAAAAAAGGAUACUUACACGGAAAAGAUUCUCUUGCCAAAAUAACUGUUAAGAACACGAUGAGAUCGGCGAAUGAGCAUGUUGGACCGCUUCUAGGCGACGAUUAGGACAAUUUUAAAUCAAUAAAAACCACUUAGCAAAACUUAACUUUGUAAAGGAAAAAAGCAAAAGGUGAUAGCUACGUGCUUCGAUUUUGUUGAGCUGUAACUACUGCUGGAUGAGUUCAGGUUAGGCGUGAAGCUGGCUCAUUAUAACCUUUAAUUUUGUUUACUUAUUAUUUAUUUAUUUAUUCUAAUUUAUUAAAUAGUUCAAUUUACUUUGAAAAAACAAACAGCCAGCUUUCAAGUUGAACGAAAUAAGCCUUUAACUGUUUUAAUAAAGGAUCCUGAUUGCGCGGUUCAAUUACUGCAAAUCACUCGCUUGUCGUCGAGUAAAUCACUUGAAUCGUCAUGCCGCAAUCAAUCGUGAGCUACAACGAUUCGCAAGCAGUCAAGCGGAGCGAUCGGCUCUGUCUGAGCCGGUCACAUACGAUCAAAGAGAGAGAGAGAGAGAGCGAGAGCGAGAGAGAGAGAGAGAGAGAGAGAGAGAGAGAGAUGGAGCAGAAGAGUGAAAAUCAAAGAGAACGGAACGUGACAGCGAUUACACGAAAUUUGAAUGUGCUUUCAGUCAGCAUUCAUCAAAGCGCCCGUCAUGAUCGUCAUUAUGGAGCGACCGUCAGUGAACGCACACGUAGUUGAAACGAACGAAAACCAAGCUCAACACUCAAGUUGCCGGCUGACCCAAAAGCUACGUGUUCUUUCUCUCAUGUUUUCUCUCUUUUUUGCUCGUGCAGUGUUGCGUGGUGACAGCAAUCAUUUGAAUGCAUGCGCUCAUUCCUUUGUGUGCGAGGGAACCAACGAAAUCAUUCGCAGAAAAAUGUCAAAUGACCAAUUUGUUUUCGCAAACGAAAAGCAGAACUUUGAACAAUCAGGAUCCUUGGCUUUCACUUUUUUUUAAAUCGUCUUUGGCGUGCUUUCUGUGACAUUUGUCAUGUAAUAGUGCUGGAUUGCCUGCCUUCAACAACAACAAAAGUGACAUUUUAAAAAAGUGUCACCUGAAUUAAUUUUGAGAUUAUUAUACCAUUUUAUUACCACUAAACAAUUUCAAAAAAAAAAAUCGCAAACGUCAAGAGAGCAUGACUGUGACGAAAUCUGCCGUUAGAUUAUUUUAAUCCUGAAACCCCUAAUUUAUUAUCAUUUUCAUGCAAAGCGGAAAAUCAACCUAAGAACAAUAAUGAAGAAACGAAAUUAUUUUAUCCUAAAAGCAAUACAAAUCAGUGAAUACCAUAAAUGCGCGAACGCGUGCUAAAUUUUUCCUGCGUCAGAACAACUUAAAAUUGACAGAAAAAAAACCCUAUUUACUUCCUCGAAGCAAAUGGCGUAAAUCUUCUCGCGAUGUGCAGAAAUAAAACAAAUCAAUCGCAAUCGCAAACACCUUGUUAUGAUUACCUUACGAGAAAUCAAUUCAUCAACUGACACCUUUAGGCGAACAGAAAAAAAAAACAUGCGUCAGACAUUGAAGGGCAGAAGCUGACAGAUUGUGUAAAAUAAGGUGAAAAUUUUCAAAAAAAAAAGAAUAAAAAAAAGUACAUAUGGUUGUGUCAAAAAGAAGAAAAAAAUAUACAUGAAAAAAACAUGAGAUAAAAAAUACACAUGAAAUAAUACACAUACACAUGAAAAUACAACUAAAAUAUACUAUACAUAUUAGUCUGUAAACCAAUAAAAAAAAUAAACAAUAGAGAAAAAAAAAUCCGAUAAAGCUAAGAAAAAAGAAAAACAAAUAACAAAAAUAGAUUAUUUAUACACUCACGAGCGCGGCGAUAUAUUUAUGGCAGCGAGUGAUGAGUCGAUCAUCUCGACCCAAAUUUGCUAGCAAUUUCCGAAAUUUUCACUAUCUAUCAUUUUAACACAUUCUGUCACUGUCUCAUUGAUAUUUUGACUGUUUUAAUUACCUUUUUCGAGAAGUAACAUAACCAAACAGUUCGACUGCCCCAGCAAACGUCAAAUCGAAGCAAACUGCUGCCACUCGAACUUUUUCUAUUUCUAGAAAAGAUCUGCAAGCAACUUUGAGUUGAUUUGACGUUUGCUAAGAGAGUUAAAGAAAUAAAAACAAAUCACUUCGUGCGACAGCCAGACGCGUUUGACAGUUUAUGCAUGCCAUACAACCGAACCUACUCAAAAAUUAGUAAAAGAGGCGCAUGUCAUAUUUGAGUAGCUUUCACUCAGAAAUCAACAAAAAAUGAGUGCAAUUCUCCCAAAUCUGAGUCGUCGCCUGAUUUCUUGAGUCAGACUUUGAAAUUAAAAAUGUUUGUUUUUUUUUGCAGGAGGUUUGACAUUUCUAAGAGCAGUGUUUACUUAAUAACACUAUGCAGUAUAAUCUGUCAAACGCUUACAGUUGGGAUAACUCAUGUGAAUUUUCAUUGGUUUUUUGUUUAUUUUCUCUAUGAUCAAUUUUUUGACACAACCAAGAGGUAUGUAAUUUUCAGUACCAUGAUUUUCAAAUUAUUUCAUCUGUUAGGUUACACUAUCCACACUUGAAAAUAUUUCCACUUAUAUCUUUUACAUAAAUUAAGCUAUAAAUUUUAUAUAUGAAAAAUAAUGUGAUAGAAUUAAAUUAUAUAUACUAUUGUACUGUAAAAAACAAAUCUAAAACUGGUAUAUAUACACAAAAAUAUAUAUUAAGACGAAAGCAGAUCUAGUAAAAUGAUCCUAAGCGGUGGAAUAUUUUAUUUCAAAGAAAUCUUUAUAGCCCCAUAUAAACCAUGAUUAGCAAAACAAGUAAAGUCAAGAAAUACUUCAUCGUAGCAAAAGCAAAUGAAUAACAAGAAAUACAAAAGAAAUCAAACUGAGCGCUAUAAAAUUAUUAUAGUAAAAGAAACUCACAUUACAACGGUAAAAAAAUAACAAUAAAUAAAUCCCGUCUUAAAAAUUUUCAAAACAAAGCAUCAAAAAUGUCUUGAACAUUUUUUGGCGUCUCUCAUCAAAACAUAACAAAUUCCAAACUUUUACCAAUUGUUUCUCAAAACCUGAUUCUUUCCUAAGUUCCUUAAUUGCAUUUUGCCAAAAGCAAAGCUUUCUCACCACCAUCAAUUAAACGAAGCUUUUUCGUCUCUUCAAAAAUCAAUAAACGAAAAUCUGUCAAUUUCACAUCAAUUCGUAAACGAAGAAGAAAAAUCAACUGUGUCAAUCACGCUAGCAAAAACAAAAAGCCCACGUUGUAUGAGAAGGUGAACACAUUUUGACAAGGAGUAAAGGCAUAAUAAUUAAAAAGUAUGAAUCCAAUUAAAACGCAAAAAAGCAAUUAUUCACAAUAUCAAUUAAUCAAAACAAACAAAAAAUAAAUAAAAUGAGUCACACUCUCCUAUCAUAGCAAUCAAUACUUGGAAACUAUAAGUGAAAUCUUCGAGCAAUUAAUCCAUUUCAAUUAUCUGCGAAUCUAAAGUUGAACCUGACGAAGGAAUGCAGAGAAAAAAAAAUCAAAUCAAAUUCACACGCUAUCAACAAACUAUCUUAGUUGCUACAAAGUAAAUCAAAGCAAGCCUACUACCAGUUAGAUUUUAACCCUCUACUUUAUCCCAAGCAAACAAACAAACAAAACAACUAAACUUAAACAUAACAACAGAAAAAAACAAAACAACAAAACACGCACGGUCUAACAAACCUCGUCGUCGUUAGCUCUUCUUUCAAGUUUGAAAAAUUUUAGAGACAGCAGAAGUAAACAAAAAAUCAACACAGGCACAGCCUUUUGCAAUAUACUUAUGACUACUACUACAACCACAAAUGAAAACAAAACAAAAAAAGAAGAAGAAGUAAGUGUAGUACGGUAAGUCUACUACUACAACUUUAAAAACUCUAGUACUGCAGCGUAACACACACACGGUGGUCUCUUUUAGCUCUACUUUUAACCAGAAAAGAAAUAACACAAACACUACUACAGAUCCAAAAUCACACUUUUACUAACUCUCAAUGAGAAAACAAAGGAAAACAACAAACUUAUGGCGUAAAAUAAAAAAAAUAAUCAAAAAUGUGCAUUCUUAUUUAUUCAAAACGAGAGAAAACAAACCAUGCAAAAGAACACACAAUUUUAGCCUACAGCAAAUAUCAUCAAGCACAUACUGCAAUUAUUAGCGAGCGCAAGUGUUAGAAGCACUGCGUAACCAAAAGUACUCUAACCAGAUUAUUUUAACGCAGAAAGAGCAGCUUAAAUCGUCCUUGAUUUUCUUUGGAAACAUAAAAAAAGGUUUAUGCAACAAAACAUUAAAAAACAUUAUUUAUAGUUUAACUCAUUACCUCAACCCUCCCUUGAAAUAAACUGAGCAAACAAAGAAGUUGAGCAAAAAAAAAACUUGACAAAACAGCCAAAACAAUCCCCACACUCACUCUAAGUUGUGUUUCCAAUCACAUUCUCGCAAAACAGAAACAAAACAGUUUUGAAAAUGGGCGUCACAAAACAGCAUUGGCAAACAAACUCACACACAGACUUACACACAUGAAUUCACAUGAAAAAGGCUGUAAUUUUAAGAAGACGAUGAGACGACGCGGAGGCAGCUUCAGCGCGUCAUGAAUGACGGAAGCUGAGCAGAAAUACUUGAAAAUGAGUAAAAAAAAAAACAAUAAAUAUUAUACUUAGAUUGUAACAGAUGAUCAACAAAUGAUGACAAAAAAAAA
Messenger RNA from Culex quinquefasciatus (southern house mosquito), 15536 nucleotides. RefSeq names its product protein boule. The coding region runs from base 36 to 572 and encodes 178 amino acids. The record is from RefSeq and is a predicted model, not a curated record. The transcript has 5 exons. Gene Ontology annotation, molecular function: RNA binding. NCBI's taxonomy places the organism in Eukaryota, Metazoa, Arthropoda, Insecta, Diptera, Culicidae.